Messenger RNA from Saccostrea cuccullata (small rock oyster), 700 nucleotides. RefSeq names its product mothers against decapentaplegic homolog 4-like. Gene Ontology annotation, cellular component: heteromeric SMAD protein complex. Gene Ontology annotation, biological process: regulation of transcription by RNA polymerase II; BMP signaling pathway; transforming growth factor beta receptor signaling pathway. The transcript has 3 exons. The annotation marks the transcript as partial. Gene Ontology annotation, molecular function: DNA-binding transcription factor activity, RNA polymerase II-specific; I-SMAD binding; RNA polymerase II cis-regulatory region sequence-specific DNA binding. The record is from RefSeq and is a predicted model, not a curated record. NCBI's taxonomy places the organism in Eukaryota, Metazoa, Mollusca, Bivalvia, Ostreida, Ostreidae.
AAUAAUAUUCUAAAUUGCAGGUAUCCAGUGACUCUCUCACCAUCAAAAAUGUAAAACAUUAGAAGUAAGAGGCAGACAUACAGAAAGAAACAGCCAGUGAGCCUAGAAUUCCAAGACUAGGAAAUAGAACCAGUCAAUCAUGACGCAGGCGCCGACGUCUAACGACGCGUGUCUGAGUAUCGUGCACAGUCUUAUGUGUCAUCGCCAGGGUGGGGAGAGUGAGAGCUUCGCCAAGCGUGCCAUCGAAAGUCUGGUAAAAAAAUUAAAGGAGAAGAGGGACGAAUUGGACAGCCUCAUUACAGCCAUAACCACCAGUGGGGCCCACUCCACCAAGUGUGUGACCAUACAGCGUACACUGGAUGGGAGGCUACAGGUCGCAGGACGUAAGGGUUUCCCUCACGUGAUUUACGCGCGGAUCUGGAGAUGGCCAGACCUCCACAAGAAUGAACUGAAGCACUGCAAGUUCUGUCACUACGCCUUCGACCUCAAACAGGACAGCGUGUGUGUCAAUCCUUACCACUACGAGAGGGUGGUGUCCCCGGGGAUAGGGUUAUAUUGCGGAAUCAGGACAACUCGCCCCCAAGACAACUCGCCCCCAACACCUGUUAAGACAACUCGUCCCCAAUUUAGGACAACUCGCCCCCGCUCAGGACAGCUCGCCCCCACUGUAGAGACAACUCGCCCCAUUAUAUUUUAUUGU